AUGGCAUCCGUGAACUGUCUGCCCUCUCACAACACACUCUUCUACAACGGCGAAUGGAACUCGCCAUUUGAAUCGACGUUCAGUGAAACCUACAACCCCGGGAAUGGAGAGAUCGUUGGAAGAGUCGCUCAGGCAGGGGCUCGUGACGUGGAUGCGGCUGUACAGGCAGCCCAUCUAGCAUUCGAAAGUUGGAGGAAUACUCCACCCACCAAACGGGCGGACUGCCUCUUGACAGCUGCAGACGCAUUACUACAGCACGCAGAAGAAUUUGCUAUGAUUGAUGCCUUAAACACCGGGAACCCUUUUACGGCUAUGCUGAAUGAUGCCAAGAUAGCGGCCGAAAGUCUUCGAUACUUUGCUGGACUGAUACCGAUGCUCCAGGGAGAGACAAUACCCCAAGGGAUUGACACGUUCCAUUACGUUCCAUUACACAGUGCGAGAGCCUCUCGGAGUGGUAGUCCGGAUAGUGGCGUUUAA
Messenger RNA from Cladophialophora psammophila CBS 110553, 477 nucleotides. RefSeq names its product betaine-aldehyde dehydrogenase. The transcript has a single exon. The record is from RefSeq and is a predicted model, not a curated record. Gene Ontology annotation, molecular function: oxidoreductase activity. The coding region runs from base 1 to 477 and encodes 158 amino acids. Lineage: Eukaryota; Fungi; Ascomycota; Eurotiomycetes; Chaetothyriales; Herpotrichiellaceae.